UUUCUCUCUGCCUCUCUCUCUCUCUCUUUUUCUCUCUGAACAGCUCCACCAGUGUGUGACGUAGUCCACAUUUAGAUCAUGUGUCUGCGUGCCUCUCUUUUACACUGCUGCAGGAAGCCGGGCCUAUUCGCUUAUUCUUUUCAUAUCUCCUCCUCCUCCUCCUCCUUCUUUCCUCCCUCCCUCCCUCCUUUCAUCGCUCAUUCGCUCUCUACCUCCCUCCCUCCCUCCUUCCUUCCCUGCCUACCUCAGUCAUUUUCCCUUUCCCUCCCUCUCUCUCACUCUUUUACAGAUUGUGUGCGAUGGUCAGGUACGCCUGCACUGAGAGCCACUAUCAUGGACAGAAAAAUGGACAAAUCAGACGGGACCAGAACAGACAGAUGCAGAGGAGCAUCCAUCUGGAGUGAGGCCAGACCCUGACCGGCUAAAGAGAGUGAGUGAGUGAGUGAGUGAUAGAGAGAGAGAGAGAGAGAGAGAGGUGUGAGAUAAAAAGAGACAGAGAACAAGUGCAGGAAGAGAGAGAGUCUAUUAAGAGUGUGAGAGAUAGAGUGUAUCAGAGAGAUAGUGAGAGAUACAGAAAGUGCAGGGACAGAGAUGGAGGACUCUUCUUCUCCAUCAGCAGAAGAGAGAAGGGGGGAGGUGACCAGGUCUUCAGGGGGUAACGGGUCCCUCUCUCCCCCGACCCUGAGCCCAGCGGUGCCACCCUACGUAAAGCUUGGCCUGACCGUGGCCUACACAGCCUUCUACUCCCUCCUCUUCGCCUUCGUCUAUGCCCAGCUGUGGCUGGUGCUGCGCUACCGGCACAAGCGCUUCAGCUACCAGACGGCCUUUCUGUUCCUGUGCCUGCUGUGGGCCGCCCUGCGCGCCCUGCUCUUCUCCUUCUACUUCCGCGACUGCGUGACUGCCAAUGCUCUCGGGCCCUUCUCCUUCUGGCUGCUCUACUGCUUCCCUGUCUGCCUGCAGUUCUUCACCCUCAGCCUCAUGAACCUCUACUGCGCACAGGUCUUUUUCAAGGCCAAGUCGAAAUAUUCUCCUCAUCUGCUCAAGUACAAGUUCCCUCUGUACCUGCUCUUCGUGGGAGUGAGUCUGCUGUUUUUGCUGGUGAACCUGGCUUGCGCUCUGCUGGUGAAAAUGACGGACACGCAGGUGAAGACCAUCGUACUGGUGCGGGUCACCAUUAACGACUCGCUCUUCGUCCUCUGCGCCAUCUCUCUCUCCGUCUGCCUCUACAAGGUGGCCAAGAUGUCCCUUGCCAGCAUCUACCUGGAAUCCAAGGGAACAUCAGUAUGUCAGGUGACCCUGAUUGGCAUAUUGGUGAUUCUGCUGUAUGCAUCCAGAGCCUGCUACAACCUCGUUGUUCUGGCUCUAACAGACAUCGAGACCAUUAACUCAUUCGAUUAUGACUGGUACAAUGUGUCUGACCAGGCUGACCUGAGGUCCAGUCUGGGAGAUGCUGGCUAUGUCGUAUUUGGGGUCAUUCUCUUUGUGUGGGAGCUACUUCCCACGUCCCUGGUGGUCUUCUUCUUCAGGGUUCGCAAGCCAGCACAAGACAGGAGUGCAUCUGCCAUCCCGAGUCACGUCUUCUCCACCAAACGCUACUUCUUUGACAAUCCCAGACGUUAUGACAGUGAUGAUGAUCUCGCCUGGGGCUCUCAUCCUCAGAGUUCUUCUACAAGUUUGUCGACAGAUUGCUACGACUGGGGGAGCCGGAGCAGCAGCUUUCUGGUGAAUCUGGGAGGAGAGAAUCAGCGAUCAUCUCCAGUGACCCCGGGGUUGAACCGCUAGCGCCAGGGCCACAGUAUAUCGCUACCUGUACAUUAGCUAUGUGAUUGCACUGCACUUUAAUGUCCGCAGCGUCUGCAUUCUGUGCACAUGGCCAGUUACUCUAAACUUGUCUUUAACAGUCAGCGCUACUAACACUACUGACCGGCACCACCGCCGGAACGGAACCCGUGCCCAGUGAGUUUCCAUGGCAAUGCCUGCCAAGAGAUGCAUCAGUUACCAUGACAAUCCCAGUUAAAGAUGCGCUAGUUGCCAUGGAAAUGCUCACUAUGGGUAGGGUAACCCUAGCUCCUGUUUUAGUUACCAUGGUAAUCCUGGUUACGUGAUGUCUAGGAUUGCCUUGGUAAUUUUUAUAUGUGACGCAUGUGUUACCAUGGCAACUUCAAACCAGGGUUUGUCCAAGACAUCACAGUAAUCUUUUUUUUUUCUUCUGAGCAAAGGAAACUUAUACCUUAGUUACCAUAACAAACCAUGUUAAAAUAUACUCAAGUUUUUGAGGUAUUUUCAUCAGAGAGGUGCAUGAGUUGCCAUGGUAAUCCCAUUUACAUGAAUGAUGCAAACAUUACCAAGGUAUGGUAAAUUUCUUGUUGAGUAAUUGAUCAGUUAUCAUGACAAUUUAGGCAAAAUCACCAAAGGUAAAGCCAUAUACACAGAUCAAUAAUAACAUUAUGACCACCUCCUUGUUUCUACACCCAUUGUUCUUUAUUGUUUCACUGAGCAUAUAGAAGCAUUUUGUAGUUCUAUAAUUACAGAUUGUAGUCCUGUAUCUGUUUCUCUUCAUACUUUAUUAGCUUCCUUUUACCCUGUUUGUUUUUCGAUAAUCAGGACCCCACAGGACCACCACAGAGGAGGUAUUUGUGAGUGGUGGGUCAUUCUCAGCACUUCAGUAACACUAGUAUGGUGGUGGCGGUGUGUUAGUUGUGUCUGUUGUGAUGCUAUGAGUGUAUCAGACACUACUAUCCUCACUCCAGCAGUGACACUGAGGUGUUUAAAAACUGCAGCAGCACUGCUGUGUCUGAUCCACUUAAAACAGCACAUAAAUACACUAACACACCACCACUAUGCCAGUAUCACUGCAGUGCAGAUGAAUGAAUGAAUGACCCACCACCCAAAUAACACAGUAACUUAUCUGUGGUGGUCCUGACCACAGACUAACAGGAAGAAAGAGGACAAUAAAGUAAGUGGAGAACCAGAUAUGGUACUGCAUAAAUGGAAAAAUGGAUAAUGGCAGGUUAUAGUGUUAUGCUUGAUAAGUGUACAUAGCAAAAACAGCAAAACAAUGGAUGAUGCACGAGAUUCUGUGGUGAUGGGACAGGCCAAAAUGUCUAUAAAAAAGAUGGGAAAAAAAACAAAGCCUGUAUGUUGCACUGUAGCAUCACAGACUGUGAUAAAGGUAAACAACAAAUAUAAAAGGUACACUAAUCAAGAUUAUCAAUGGAAAUUUAAUUUACUCUAUUAUUUGUCAUUGUUUCCAAAGUCACACAUUUGUACAUAAUUAUUUUACAUGAAGAAAAGAUAAGACAAUAUCAAUUUGUUUAUUCAAAUGUUAUUCAAAACUUAAAAUUUUAGCUCGAGUCUAAACCUAGAAAAAUAAUCUUAAUUAGAGUACCUUCAGCACUGACGAGCACCUGUAACUUAAUGUACAAUCAAAUCUAGUCAGCAUUAUAUUAGUAGUAUCAUGAUAGUGAAAACAAAUACCAUAAAGACCAUAAAAUAAGCUAUUAUGUACAGCAUGAAUGUGUUAUUCUCUGUUUAAGUAUUUGCAUUGGGGACAAAAUAUGAAGAACAAAAAAUGCUACUACACUCAUCUUCAAAAAAAAAAUUGCACCAGAUUUUGGUGUCGGAUUGCAAUGCUAUUCAGAAGCAAGAUAAAUGUUACCAGGAGCAAUAAAUUAUUAAACUUUACAACUGGGGCGCCGAGUGGUCCAGCGGUCUAAUGCGCUGCCACUAUGAACGGGAGGACGCAGGUUCGAACCGACGCUCAUGCAGCUUUGCCAUCAGUGCUUAGAGGGAGCAAAAUUGGCGUGGGUAGAUGGUGCUCUCUUUCCAUCCCACUUAAGGUGGCGCUGGGCGGCACAAGGCGCCUGUGAGCUGAUGAAUCGGAACCUAGCCGCUGUGCUUUCCUCCGAGCGCGCUAGCUGCUCAGGCAAUGAUUCAUCCGCAGCAGCUUGAAAAAAGGAGUGAUUGACUUCACACGUGUCGGAGGAGGCGUGUGCUCGUCCGCAUCCUCCAAGGGUCACGGGCGUCACCGGUGAUGAGGACGCACAAAGGGGUGGGCCAAUUGGAUAUCCAAAAAUUGAGUCCUGUGAUAAUUAAUUUCACGCAAAUAGAAAAUUGCCACAGAUUUUGGGGUAGAGUUGUUAAUUUUGACAGCACAACGUCACAAUAAUGAGAACGGUGGCCCUACCUUUUCAGAAUGCACUAUUCAUGCCCUAUUUCAACAAGACAAUGCUUGUCCACAGACUGCUGCUGUCUAAAGAGUUCUUAAGGACACAGAUACUGAGCCACGGCCAGUAGAAUCACCAAACCUAUCCCUGAUUAAAAAUGCGGGGCAUGCUAUUGGAUAAUGCUAAAACUCCACCAUUGCCAAAAAGUCUGCAGGAACUGCAUGAAAAUUUGAGCUACAUGGUAUGGAUUAUUAAAGGAUAAUACUUUAAUAACCCCCACAACUUACACAUGCAUCACAUACUACUUCUCCAUGGGUAGCUCAAUAGAUAUUGUCUAUAUCAGAAUUUUUAAUCAUUUAUUGUUCCUGGUUUUCUUUUAUCUUCCUUCUGAGAAGCACUGCAAUCCAACACUUCCGUCUGUGUGCAACAGUUUUUUUGAAAAAAAAAAAAAAAAAAAAAAGAAUAAUACUGUUCAGUUUCUCACUUAUUUAUUCCUCCAAACAAAUAAUCAAACACUUUGUUUUGUACAGUAUUUCAUGCUGUUCCUGUACGCUUGGUAAAGUACCUUUGUUGUGGAAUUCAUGGAAUUCGAUAAUUUUAAUCUGUUGGCUGGUUAUUGGUUUUAUCGGUUGGUUCUAUUUUGUUGAUCACAGAUUGUGAAGAUUCACCAAUAAAGAGAUAACGUUUGAAAAGAAAA
Molecule: messenger RNA, 4863 nt
Organism: Astyanax mexicanus (Mexican tetra)
Lineage: Eukaryota; Metazoa; Chordata; Actinopteri; Characiformes; Acestrorhamphidae
Gene: gpr137bb
Product: G protein-coupled receptor 137Bb
Exons: 7
Coding region: 592-1782 (396 amino acids)
Biological process (GO): negative regulation of bone resorption; negative regulation of osteoclast differentiation; positive regulation of TORC1 signaling
Cellular component (GO): lysosomal membrane
Source: RefSeq, a predicted model, not a curated record